Messenger RNA from Suncus etruscus (white-toothed pygmy shrew), 5220 nucleotides. RefSeq names its product myosin VA (gene MYO5A). The record is from RefSeq and is a predicted model, not a curated record. Gene Ontology annotation, biological process: actin filament organization; vesicle transport along actin filament. NCBI's taxonomy places the organism in Eukaryota, Metazoa, Chordata, Mammalia, Eulipotyphla, Soricidae. Gene Ontology annotation, cellular component: actin cytoskeleton; cytoplasm; vesicle. Gene Ontology annotation, molecular function: ATP binding; actin filament binding; microfilament motor activity.
GUAUAGUCCUGGUAGCUAUAAAUCCCUAUGAACAAUUGCCUAUUUAUGGAGAAGAUAUUAUUAAUGCAUACAGUGGUCAAAACAUGGGUGACAUGGAUCCACAUAUCUUUGCAGUAGCUGAAGAAGCUUACAAGCAAAUGGCCAGAGAUGAACGAAAUCAGUCCAUCAUUGUAAGUGGAGAGUCUGGGGCAGGAAAAACGGUCUCAGCUAAGUAUGCCAUGCGAUAUUUUGCAACUGUAAGUGGUUCUGCCAGUGAAGCCAAUGUUGAAGAAAAAGUCCUGGCCUCCAACCCCAUUAUGGAGUCAAUUGGGAAUGCCAAGACAACGAGAAAUGAUAAUAGCAGCCGUUUUGGGAAGUACAUUGAGAUUGGUUUUGAUAAGCGAUAUAGAAUCAUUGGUGCCAAUAUGAGAACUUAUCUUUUAGAGAAAUCCAGAGUAGUGUUUCAGGCAGAAGAGGAGAGAAACUAUCAUAUCUUCUAUCAGCUUUGUGCCUCAGCAAAGUUACCUGAAUUUAAAAUGCUGAGAUUAGGAAAUGCAAGUAACUUUCAUUAUACAAAGCAGGGUGGCAGUCCUGUGAUUGAAGGAGUUGAUGAUUCCAAGGAGAUGACGCAUACUAGACAAGCCUGCACUUUGUUAGGAAUUAGUGAACUAUAUCAGAUGGGAAUUUUCCAAAUACUUGCUGGUAUCCUUCAUUUGGGCAAUGUUGGAUUUACGGCUCGAGAUUCAGACAGUUGCACAAUACCUCCUAAGCAUGAACCUCUCAGCAUCUUCUGUGACCUCAUGGGUGUGGACUAUAAGGAGAUGAGUCAUUGGCUCUGCAAUCGGAAGCUGGCUACUGCCACAGAGACUUACAUCAAACCCAUUUCUAAGCUACAGGCUACAAAUGCCCGUGAUGCUUUGGCCAAGCACAUCUAUGCCAAGCUCUUUAAUUGGAUUGUUGAGCAUGUCAAUCAAGCCCUCCAUUCUGCUGUCAAACAACAUUCUUUUAUUGGUGUGCUAGACAUUUAUGGAUUUGAAACAUUUGAGAUAAAUAGUUUUGAACAGUUUUGCAUAAAUUAUGCAAAUGAAAAGCUACAGCAACAAUUUAAUAUGCAUGUCUUCAAAUUAGAGCAAGAGGAAUAUAUGAAGGAACAAAUUCCAUGGACACUCAUCGAUUUUUAUGAUAAUCAACCUUGUAUUAAUCUUAUAGAAUCUAAACUGGGAAUUCUAGAUUUACUGGAUGAGGAAUGCAAGAUGCCUAAAGGUACAGAUGACACUUGGGCCCAGAAAUUGUACAACACUCAUUUGAACAAAUGUGCUCUCUUUGAAAAGCCCCGACUUUCAAACAAAGCAUUUAUCAUCCAGCAUUUUGCUGACAAAGUGGAAUACCAGUGUGAAGGCUUUCUGGAAAAGAAUAAAGACACUGUGUUUGAAGAACAAAUUAAAGUUCUUAAGGCAAGCAAGUUUAAGAUGCUACCAGAAUUAUUUCAAGACGAUGAGAAGGCCAUCAGUCCAACCUCAGCCACCACUUCAGGUGGGCGCGUGCCCCUCACCCGCCUUUCUGCAAAGCCUACCAAAGGACGACCAGGUCAAACUGCCAAAGAGCACAGGAAGACAGUGGGUCAUCAGUUUCGAAACUCAUUGCACCUACUUAUGGAGACUCUGAAUGCCACCACCCCUCACUAUGUGCGCUGUAUCAAGCCCAAUGACUUUAAGUUUCCCUUCACGUUUGAUGAGAAGAGGGCAGUACAGCAGCUGAGAGCAUGUGGUGUCUUAGAAACUAUCCGGAUCAGUGCAGCUGGUUUCCCCUCAAGGUGGACUUAUCAGGAAUUUUUUAGUCGCUACCGAGUCCUGAUGAAGCAAAAAGAUGUCCUGAGUGACAGAAAACAAACAUGCAAGAAUGUAUUAGAGAAAUUGAUAUCGGACAAGGACAAAUACCAAUUUGGUAAGACAAAGAUCUUUUUCCGUGCUGGUCAAGUGGCCUAUCUAGAAAAAUUGAGGGCAGAUAAAUUGAGGGCCGCCUGCAUUAAGAUUCAGAAGACAAUCCGAGGGUGGCUGCUACGGAAGAAGUAUCUACGCAUGCGGAAGGCAGCCAUUGCUGUGCAGAGAUACGUGCGGGGCUACCAGGCUCGAUGUUACACUAAGUUCCUGCGCAGAACCAAAGCAGCAACCAUCAUUCAGAAGUACUGGCGCAUGUAUACAGUCCGAAGGAAAUACAAGAAGAAACGAGCUGCUACUAUUAUUCUUCAGUCUUAUUUGCGAGGCUACUUGACCAGAAAUAGGUAUCGAAAGAUACUUCGGGAGCACAAAGCAGUCAUCAUUCAGAAGAGAGUUCGAGGCUGGCUGGCCCGAAUACACUAUAAGAAGAGCAUGCACGCCAUCAUUUACCUUCAGUGUUGUUUCCGCCGAAUGAUGGCGAAGCGUGAGCUAAAGAAGCUCAAGAUUGAGGCCCGCUCUGUGGAACGAUAUAAGAAGCUCAACAUAGGCAUGGAGAACAAGAUUAUGCAACUUCAGCGCAAAGUAGAUGAACAGAAUAAAGACUACAAAUGCCUCAUGGAGAAACUGACCAAUCUGGAAGGAGUAUACAACUCAGAGACUGAGAAAUUACGGAAUGACGUAGAGCGUCUCCAGCUAAGUGAGGAGGAAGCUAAGGUUGCUACUGGACGUGUCCUUAGUCUACAGGAAGAAAUUGCCAAGCUCCGGAAAGACCUGGAACAAACGCGGUCAGAGAAAAAAUCCAUUGAGGAACAUGCAGACCGAUACAAACAAGAAACUGAGAAGCUGGUAUCAAAUCUGAAGAAGCAAAAUACUUUACUGAAGCAGGAAAAAGAGACCCUCAAUAAACUUAUUGUGGACACAAGCUAAGAGAUGACAGAGACUAUGGAGAAAAAGUUAGUAGAAGAAACAAAACAAUUGGAACUCGAUCUUAAUGAUGAAAGGCUGAGAUAUCAGAACCUUCUGAAUGAGUUCAGUCGCUUAGAAGAACGAUAUGAUGACCUCAAAGAAGAGAUGACUUUGAUGGUAAAUGUACCUAAACCUGGACACAAGAGAACAGAUUCUACUCACAGCAGUAAUGAAUCAGAAUAUACCUUUAGCUCUGAAAUUGCCGAAACUGAAGAUGUUCCAUGUGAAACUGAGGACCCAAGUGAGAAGAAGGUGCCUCUCGACAAUGUCAUUGUUUCAAAGCUCCAGAAGCGGGUCACAGAGCUGGAACAAGAGAAGCAAAUGAUGCAGGAUGAGUUAGACCAAAGGAAAGAGCUGGCUCGAAGUAAAGCACAGGAAGAAGAAAGACCACAAAAGGGUACAGAACUGGAAUAUGAAUCCCUGAAGCGUCAAGAACUAGAAUCAGAAAACAAAAAACUGAAAAAUGAGCUAAAUGAAUUACGUAAAGCCCUUACUGAAAAAAGUGCUCCAGAGGUGACUGCUCCAGGUGCACCAGCCUAUCGUGUCCUCAUGGAGCAGUUUCCCAAUGUGAGUGAAGAGCUUGAUGUUCGUAAGGAGGAAGUUCUCAUCCUGAGGUCUCAGCUGGUGAGCCAAAAGGAAGCAAUCCAGCCCAAGAAUACAAUGACAGAUUCCACACUACUUCUGGAAGAUGUACAAAAAAUGAAAGAUAAAGGUGAAAUAGCACAAGCAUACAUUGGUUUGAAAGAAACAAACAGGCUCCUAGAAUCCCAGCUCCAGUCACAGAAAAGAAGCCAUGAAAAUGAGGCUGAAGUACUCCGUGGGGAGAUACAGAGCUUGAAGGAGGAGAAUAACCGGCAGCAGCAGUUGCUGGCCCAGAAUUUACAGCUGCCCCCAGAGGCUCGCAUUGAGGCCAGUCUGCAGCAUGAAAUCACCAGGUUAACCAAUGAAAACUUGGAUUUGAUGGAGCAACUUGAAAAACAAGAUAAGACUGUCCGGAAACUGAAGAAGCAACUGAAAGUGUUUGCCAAAAAGAUUGGUGAACUAGAAGUGGGCCAGGUGGAAAACAUAUCUCCAGGUCAGAUCAUUGAUGAACCCAUCCGUCCAGUCAAUAUUCCCAGGAAAGAAAAGGAUUUCCAAGGAAUGCUAGAAUAUAAGAAGGAGGAUGAACAAAAACUUGUUAAAAAUCUGAUUCUGGAACUGAAGCCACGUGGCGUUGCUGUCAAUCUGAUUCCAGGGUUACCAGCAUAUAUUUUGUUUAUGUGUGUCAGACAUGCUGACUACCUGAAUGAUGAUCAGAAAGUCAGGUCAUUACUAACAUCAACCAUCAACAGCAUCAAAAAAGUAUUAAAGAAAAGAGGUGAUGAUUUUGAAACUGUAUCCUUCUGGCUUUCUAACACAUGCCGAUUUUUGCACUGUUUGAAGCAGUACAGUGGAGAAGAGGGCUUUAUGAAACACAACACUUCUCGCCAAAAUGAACAUUGCCUCACCAAUUUUGAUCUGGCUGAGUAUCGACAAGUGUUGAGUGACUUGGCCAUUCAGAUAUACCAGCAGCUUGUGCGGGUAUUGGAGAACAUCCUUCAGCCAAUGAUUGUUUCUGGCAUGCUGGAGCAUGAAACCAUUCAAGGCGUGUCUGGGGUGAAGCCCACAGGUCUAAGAAAGCGAACUUCUAGCAUUGCGGAUGAGGGCACCUACACACUGGAUUCCAUCCUUCGGCAACUCAACUCCUUCCAUUCAGUCAUGUGUCAGCAUGGCAUGGACCCUGAACUCAUCAAACAGGUGGUCAAGCAGAUGUUCUACAUAGUGGGGGCCAUUACCUUGAACAACCUGCUCCUGCGGAAAGACAUGUGCUCCUGGAGUAAAGGCAUGCAGAUCAGGUACAAUGUCAGUCAGUUGGAAGAAUGGCUGCGUGAUAAGAAUCUUAUGAACAGUGGGGCUAAAGAAACUCUGGAACCUCUCAUUCAGGCUGCUCAGCUUUUGCAAGUGAAAAAGAAAACAGAUGAUGAUGCAGAAGCCAUUUGUUCUAUGUGCAAUGCUCUAACUACUGCCCAGAUUGUCAAAGUGUUGAAUUUGUAUACCCCAGUUAAUGAAUUUGAAGAAAGAGUCUCUGUAGCAUUUAUUCGUACUAUACAGAUGCGUAUGCGAGACAGAAAAGACUCUCCUCAGCUGCUCAUGGAUGCUAAACACAUAUUUCCCAUUACCUUUCCCUUUAACCCAUCCUCUCUGGCACUAGAGACCAUCCAGAUUCCAGCCAGCCUAGGCUUGGGAUUCAUAGCACGGGUCUAAAUGUAAUUUGAAGAUAAACAUUGACAAUGAGUUUCCUGCUUGGUAGAGAAUACAG